AGUCUGCUGGGAAGUGUAGUUCCGAGUGUGCCGAGGUUGGACCUUACGGGCAACCCUGCGCUACAAGUCGAGACUGUAGAGCUACGUGCGUCCCUCAACUUUUGAGACUUGGUGAAGGGUAGAGGUUUUUCAGAAUGGGAACCAGGAAGGAAUGGGUUCAGUCCUCUGCUGCGGACUCGUCGAGGUCUCCAGUGUCCCAUAUCUGGAUACCCCUAAACUGGAUUGCUUCCUGUCCGGGAUUGAGGCUGGUCCCCGCACCCUAGCUGCAGCCCCACCUCUGCCCCUACUGCCCCCUACCCUGGGUACUGAGCCAGCCCCACCAGCUGCAGAAGCCCUUCAUUCCCUCCCUGGGGUCAGCCUGAGCCUGGAGAACCAGGAGCUGUGGAAGGAGUUCAACGCUGUGGGGACAGAGAUGAUCAUCACCAAAGCCGGCAGGCGCAUGUUUCCUGCUUGCCGAGUGUCAGUCACUGGCCUGGACCCUGAGGCCCGCUACCUGUUUCUUCUGGAUGUGGUUCCAGUGGAUGGGGCUCGCUACCGCUGGCAGGGCCGGCGCUGGGAGCCCAGCGGCAAGGCAGAGCCCCGCCUGCCUGAUCGUGUCUAUAUUCACCCUGAUUCUCCUGCCACUGGUGCCCACUGGAUGCGGCAGCCUGUGUCCUUCCAUCGUGUCAAGCUCACCAAUAGCACAUUGGACCCCCAUGGCCACCUGAUCUUGCACUCCAUGCACAAGUAUCAGCCCCGCAUACACCUUGUGCGGGCCGCCCAGCUUUGCAGCCAGCACUGGGGGGGCGUGGCCUCUUUUCGCUUCCCUGAGACCACGUUCAUCUCUGUGACAGCCUACCAGAACCCACGGAUCACACAACUCAAGAUUGCAGCCAAUCCCUUUGCCAAAGGCUUCCGAGAGAAUGGCAGAAACUGCAAGAGGGAGCGGGAUGCCCGUGUGAAGAGGAAACUUCGAGGCCCAGAGCCAGUAGCCACAGAGGCCUAUGGGAGUGGAGAUACACCAGGGGGUCCCUGUGACUCCACCCUGGGUGGGGACGUGCAUGAGUCAGAUCCAGAGCAGUCCUCAGCUCCCCAGGAAGCUGUUCCUGCCCCAGCUCCUCCAUGUGGUGGCCCCAGUGCUGAGGCCUAUCUCCUGCACCCCGCAGCUUUCCAUGGAGCUCCCAAUCACCUACCAACCAGGAACCCUACCUUCCCUGAGGCUCCAGACUCUGGGCGCCCAGCCCCCUACUCAGCUGCAUUUUUGGAGCUGCAGCCUGGGCCUGGGGGCUCAGGGUACCCAGCAGCUCCACCCGGAGCAUCCUUUGCUCCACACUUCCUUCAAGGGGGCCCCUUCCCCUUGCCAUACCCAGGCCCUGGGGGAUACCUGGAUGUGGGUUCCAAACCAAUGUACUGAGCCGUCACAGGGCCCCUUUGCCUCAUCUUCCAUCACAAUCUCCAGUUCCCUUCCCCCAGCACUGAAGCCCCCUCAUUCCACUGUCCCCAUCCCCCACACCAAAUGGCUGCCUUGGGCCUGUCCCCCACCCCACUUCACACCUUGAUUUCAUUCCCACCCCCUCUGGCUUCAAAGCCCAAGCCAGGCUGCUGGGAGUCCAGCUGGGGCCAGCUUCCCCUUCCAGGCUCUCACCUCCGUGUGAAUGGAAGGAGGCCCUCUGCCUGGCCAAAUGGGGACAGCCCAGCAUCUCCACCUCCUGUGGCCCCACUUGCCACCACUGCAAGCCACACCAGUCUGUUCUCAGGACCAGAGUAUUUUUGUUAAUAAAACUCAAAAAGACA
Messenger RNA from Marmota monax (woodchuck), 1773 nucleotides. RefSeq names its product T-box transcription factor 6 (gene Tbx6). The record is from RefSeq and is a predicted model, not a curated record. Lineage: Eukaryota; Metazoa; Chordata; Mammalia; Rodentia; Sciuridae. The transcript is spliced from 8 exons. Gene Ontology annotation, cellular component: nucleus. Bases 152 to 1393 code for a protein of 413 amino acids. Gene Ontology annotation, molecular function: DNA-binding transcription factor activity, RNA polymerase II-specific; RNA polymerase II cis-regulatory region sequence-specific DNA binding. Gene Ontology annotation, biological process: positive regulation of DNA-templated transcription; regulation of transcription by RNA polymerase II; vasculogenesis.